Molecule: messenger RNA, 2362 nt
Organism: Meleagris gallopavo (turkey)
Lineage: Eukaryota; Metazoa; Chordata; Aves; Galliformes; Phasianidae
Source: RefSeq, a predicted model, not a curated record
AUGGUGAAACGCACGUUCUGUGGCGAGCUGGCGGCUGAGCCUCGCUGCCCGCAAGGGCUGAGAGAUGCGUCGUCUCUUUUCCGCUCCCAGCCUUCAGCUCCUGCUCUGGAAUUUGUGGACCUUCAGAAAGAAAAUUCUGUUACAGUUCUUGGUUUCAAUUUCUUCUUUUCUCCUCAGCUCUGGCAGUCUGCAUUAGGCACCCUGAACCCAAACCCCACUGACAGCUGCCCGCUCUACCUGAACUACGCCACCGUGGCCGCGCUGCCAUCCCGGGUCAGCCGGCACAACAGCCCGUCUGCAGCUCAGUUCAUCACCCGUCUGGUUAGGAACUGCCUCCCAGGAGGUGUCAACAGAUGCAUUGUGAUGGUCUGUGAGCGGUCUGAAGUUUUUGCUUCUGCUUGUGCAUUGGCCAGGGCUUUCCCGUUGUUCACACAUCGCUCCAGCGCAUCGAGACGCACAGAGAAGAAAACUGUAACAGUAGAAUUUUUCUUGGUUGGACAAAACAACGGACCUAUAGAAGUGGCAACGCUUAAAUGUCUGGCAAGUGCUGCAGAAGGAAUCAGGCUGGCUGCUCGAAUUGUGGACACCCCAUGCAAUGAGAUGAAUACAGAUAACUUCCUUGAGGAAAUAAAAAAAGUUGGCAAGGAUCUUGGGAUUACUCCUACCAUUAUUCGAGAUGAGGAGCUGAAAGAGAGAGGCUUUGGAGGUAUCUAUGGAGUUGGCAAGGCUGCGCUGCAUCCUCCAGCCCUAGCAGUUCUCAGUCACACUCCAGAUGGUGCAACACAGACCAUUGCAUGGGUGGGGAAAGGUAUUGUGUAUGACACUGGAGGACUCAGCAUUAAGGGAAAGACUACUAUGCCAGGAAUGAAGCGAGACUGUGGUGGAGCAGCUGCUAUUUUGGGUGCCUUCAAAGCCACUGUAAAGCAAGGUUUUAAAGACAAUCUUCAUGCUGUGUUUUGUUUGGCUGAGAAUGCAGUUGGACCACGUGCAACAAGACCUGAUGACAUUCAUGUUCUUUACUCUGGAAAAACUGUGGAAAUCAAUAAUACUGAUGCAGAAGGUCGGCUGAUACUUGCUGAUGGAGUUGCUUAUGCAUGCAAAGAUCUUGGAGCUGAUAUCAUUCUUGAUAUGGCCACUCUUACAGGAGCUCAGGGAAUUGCUACAGGAAAGUACCAUGCUGCUGUCCUUACCAAUAACGAAGAGUGGGAAAAGGCUUGUGUUAAGGCUGGCAGGAACUGUGGAGACUUGGUCCAUCCUCUUGUGUACUGUCCUGAGCUCCACUUCAGUGAAUUUACCUCUGCUGUAGCUGAUAUGAAGAACUCUGUGGCAGACCGAGACAAUACUCCAAGCUCCUGUGCUGGGCUCUUCAUUGCUUCUCACAUUGGCUUUGACUGGCCUGGAGUCUGGGUUCACAUCGACAUUGCCGCCCCUGUUCAUGCGGGUGAACGAGCUACUGGCUACGGCGUGGCUUUGUUGUUGUCCCUGUUUGGAGGGGCAUCUGAAGACCCUUUGCUAAACAUGGUGUCCCCCCUAGGCUGCAAUGGAGACUUUCCCCCUGAUGAUAUGGAGAGGGAUUCCAAAAGGCGGCGCCUGGUUUGAUGCGCCCGGCCCUCUGUGACGGGGUGCAUGUGUUACCUCACUUUGCACUGAUUCAUUCUCAAGCAAUGAAAAUGUCACAAAUGAGAAAUGGCCAUUUUAUUUUAUUUUUUUUUUACUAUCAUGAUAAGAUUUAUUACUUAUUUCUGAUAAAAACAGCCUGAUUUUUUUUUUUUAUUUUUAAAUUAUUGGUGCAAACAGUUAUAUAGCAGUGGUGCAGACUUCAGACUCAGCUGGCUGUACCAGGAGGGCAUGUCCUCCUCUGAGCACCUCAAACAACAGUUACUAAGUGCAUUAAUGCAUGAGAAGCUCUCCCUGUUCUGAAGCAGCAACCGCAGUUUUUGCUUACAAAGCCUUCUGAAUUACUUUACAUGAGGUUUUAUCAAACGUUUCUGCAGGCUCCACUGCGUCUCCAAACACAGGACAAAGGAAAAACAACCUCUAGGCUUGGCGUCUUCAAUGACAAUUUAGCUUAGCAGCAAAGGAGAUAUCAUGAGAAAGGGCCUUUAGUUUUGAUAAGGUGCUGUUUCCGCAUGUUUAAUGUUUUUCUGACCAGUAAAAUCAAUGAGCUGCUCAGAACGUCUCUCUACUUAAAUCUUUCAUGUUCAAAUGACAGAAUGUAUUCAUGUUAAAUAAGGAAAGAAAAAAAAAAAACACAAAAAAAAAACAGGGGGAUUGUGAUUGAGUAAAAUCGGUUUACAAAGCAGAGUGGCUUCCUGCCACUUAAUAAAUUUAUUAUUAUUAUUAAAGCAGCUUACAUAUCCCA